Salvia hispanica is the source of this 1009-nucleotide messenger RNA. Its product is annotated as GTP-binding nuclear protein Ran1A. Gene Ontology annotation, biological process: ribosomal subunit export from nucleus; protein import into nucleus. Gene Ontology annotation, molecular function: GTP binding; GTPase activity. Gene Ontology annotation, cellular component: cytoplasm; nucleus. The record is from RefSeq and is a predicted model, not a curated record. NCBI's taxonomy places the organism in Eukaryota, Viridiplantae, Streptophyta, Magnoliopsida, Lamiales, Lamiaceae.
AAAAACUCCAACGCAAAAUCUACGCUACUUUUUUAGGGCUCCACAAUAUAUACACUCACUGAUUCACAGCUCAAAAUCUCACAACAAUCUCUCUCUCCGCGUAUCGUGUCUACUCUAUCAGCGUUAUCAAAUGGCGCUGCCGAAUCAGCAGACUGUGGAUUACCCAAGCUUCAAGCUUGUAAUUGUUGGCGAUGGCGGUACAGGGAAAACUACAUUUGUAAAGAGGCAUCUCACCGGUGAAUUCGAGAAGAAAUAUGAACCUACAAUUGGUGUGGAGGUCCAUCCUCUUGAUUUUUUCACCAACUGUGGGAAGAUCAGAUUUUAUUGCUGGGACACUGCUGGUCAGGAGAAGUUUGGAGGUUUGAGGGAUGGAUACUACAUCCACGGACAAUGUGCCAUUAUCAUGUUUGAUGUAACUGCUCGGUUAACUUACAAGAACGUCCCCACAUGGCAUCGUGAUCUUUGCCGUGUGUGUGAAAACAUCCCAAUUGUGCUUUGUGGAAACAAGGUUGAUGUCAAGAACAGGCAAGUGAAGGCCAAGCAGGUUACUUUCCACAGGAAAAAGAACUUGCAGUAUUAUGAAAUUUCAGCCAAGAGCAAUUACAACUUCGAGAAGCCCUUCCUUUAUCUGGCUAGGAAGCUCGCUGGUGAUCCUAACUUGCACUUUGUUGAGUCGCCUGCUCUAGCUCCACCGGAAGUUCAGAUCGAUUUGGUUGCUCAGCAACAGCAUGAAGCCGAGCUAGCAGAAGCGGUUCAUCGGCCCCUUCCGGAUGAUGAUGAUGAUGCAUUUGACUAAGUGGUUGUCUUGUGAGUUGUGAUGGUGUUCCAUAAAACCUUCCGCUCUAGGAAUAUAAGAGGAUUAAAUGACAAUACUUAGGACUUUGAACUGUGAUUUGAGUAGGUUGAGGGAAGAUGAUUUUAUCUUCUGAUUCAAUUCAAUGUGAUUUGCAUGUAGUUCACAUUUUCAGUUGAGCUCUUUGGUUGUUUAAUCCAUUUCACAUUUAAGUUC